UUGAUCUCGUUGUUUACUCAAUCAUCAACAUCCUCACGACGACCGCUUUUUUGGUCACAAAACAGAUGGAGUCCGAUGAUGAAGAUCUCAAGCUGGCGAUGGCAAUGUCACUACAAGAGGUCUCGCCUCGGGCCACUCGCGACGCCACAGCAAUCGCUAAGAACGAACCUAUCGACCUCAUAUCUGACAGCGAUGACAAUGAGGAUGAGGAUCUCCGGCGUGCGAUUGCCCUGUCACUCCAGGAAAGCGGCAAUAAUGACGUUCAACAGUCCUCAGCGACAACUGUUCCAAAGGCAGCCGUUCUAAACAACACUUCGGAUCUCAUGGGCAUGGAUCGAAAGGCCAUGGAACAGGAGCGCUUGGCAAGACUUGGUAAACGAAAGCGCGACGUAUCGCCCGAAAGACCUUCCAAGCAGGUUGCGAGACCACCUGCAGUCAAGACGGCCUUCAAUGAAACACCACUGCAAUAUCCUAGAGGGACGAUCAAGCGCACAUUCGCGUCGAAAUAUCCACGGACCGACGACAUCACCAUCGACGAAUUACUUGAGGCGUCAACGGUCAACAUCGCAGUCAUCAGCUCAUUUCAAUAUGACUCGGGAUGGCUGUACGAGAAGCUUGACCCAUUGAAGGUGAAACAAAUAUGGUUGAUGAAUGGUAAAUACAGAGGCGAAGACGUACAGGCAAAGCGCAUUCAGGAAUGGAAGGAAUCUGGUGUGCCAAACAUGAAGCUGCAUUUCCCACCGAUGGGUGGCAUGAUUGCUAGCAUGCAUAGCAAGUUCAUGCUAUUGUUUGGGAAACACAAGUUACGCAUUGCUAUACCAACCGCGAACAUGACCCAGACCGACUGGGGCGAAGUUUCGAACGACUGGCAACCCGGUAUCAUGGAGAACUCAGUAUUCUUGAUUGACCUUCCGCGGAGACCCGACGAUACUGCUAGCAAGAAGGGAGACUUGUCGGCUUUUGGUCGCGAACUGCUAUAUUUCUUAGAGAAACAGGAGGUUGGGCCACAAGUGGUUGACGGAUUGCUAAAGUUUGAUUUUGCGCAGACUAGCCAUCUGGCCUUCGUUCACUCCAUUGGUGGUUCACAUAAGAUCGAAACAGAUCAUCCAACAGGUCUCCCUGGCCUUGCACAGGCUAUACGGGAGCUGCAUUUAGACGAUGUCGAACACAUUGAGCUGGACUGCGCAGCUUCCUCCCUCGGUGCCAUCAACGAUAACUUCCUGUCACGCAUCCACCUUGCUGCAUGUGGCGAAUCGUUUACGAAAGACAAUGCGCUCGUUGCCGAUGUGCGCAAUAGCAUUAGAAUAUACUUUCCUACCCACGACACGGUCGAGAAAAGUAUGGGAGGUCCGGGAUGUGCAGGUAUCAUCACGUUGAGUCCUCAAUGUUACAAUGCACCAACAUUCCCAAAAGAGUGCAUGCGUGACUACGACUCUAUGCGACGGGGUAUACUAUCGCACAAUAAACUGCUGUUUGCGCGUGGUCGCAAGAAGGACGGGAAGCCUUUCGCGUGGGUUUACGUUGGGUCUGCCAACAUUUCUGAAUCAGCGUGGGGAGGGCAGAAAGUACUGAAAAGCGGACGAAUAGGGAGUCUGAACAUCAGGAACUGGGAGUGUGGUGUCGUCAUGCCUGUACCAGACGCCAAGCUCCAGAGUCUCGAACAGGGCGGACUGCCAUCCAUGGAUGUGUUUGCAGGCACGGUCGAAGUUCCUUUCAGACUUCCCGCGGACAAGUACGACGGUAAACGACCCUGGUUCUUCAGUCCGUGAUAAGCGGCACUCAGAUCGCCAUGAUGCUGGUCGCUGGCGGUGACUCCAAAGACGUCCAACUUUCCGGCGGAACCGCUGGACAAAAGGGCGCGUGACAAAAGGGCGCUGGACAUGCGGUUUUGGUUCCGUAGUGAACGAGCAAACGAGCGGAGACAACUCCGCACACAGUAUGCUUUUGUAGCCUUUGCGCUGGUGCAUAGGUGCCCACGCACAUCGUAGCGGGAAAGAAGUGAGCAGGACCCAAAAUAAGCGUCCAAGUCUGUAGGGUUUUGCGAGAUGUCUGAAUCUGGCCGUAUACGCCGUAUAGAAGUAAAU
Messenger RNA from Alternaria alternata, 2084 nucleotides. RefSeq names its product tyrosyl-DNA phosphodiesterase domain-containing protein. Gene Ontology annotation, molecular function: 3'-tyrosyl-DNA phosphodiesterase activity; double-stranded DNA binding; single-stranded DNA binding. Gene Ontology annotation, cellular component: nucleus. NCBI's taxonomy places the organism in Eukaryota, Fungi, Ascomycota, Dothideomycetes, Pleosporales, Pleosporaceae. Bases 66 to 1769 code for a protein of 567 amino acids. The transcript has 2 exons. The record is from RefSeq and is a predicted model, not a curated record. Gene Ontology annotation, biological process: double-strand break repair; single strand break repair.